CCGUGUCCCGCGGCUGCCCGGCGGCCCCCCGCGGCAGCGGAGGGGAGCUCCGAUCAGCUCGGCUCAGCUCGCCAGGGCGGGGCUUGUUUCUCGUCCCCGAUCCUCUCGGAGAGGCCCUGACGUGUUGCCAUGGCCGAGGGAGCCGCGGCGGCGGCGGCGUGCUUCAGCGAGGAUGAUUUUUACUGUCCCGUCUGCCAGGAGGUGUUCAAGACGCCCGUGAGGACCGCGAACUGCCAGCACGUGUUUUGCAGGAAGUGCUUCUUGACAGCUAUCAGAGAAAGUGGAACGCAUUGUCCUCUCUGCCGGGGGAGCGUGACUAAAAAAGAAAGAACAUAUCCCAAAAGGGCUCUAGAUGUUGAAAACAGUAUGAAGAAAGCUUCUGGGGGCUGUAGAUGCUGUGAGAAGCAGGUUAGAUUUUCGUGGAUGAGACAGCAUUAUAAAACGUGUAAGAAGUAUCAGGAUGAAUAUGGUGUUUCUUCUAUUAUUCCAAACUUACAGAUUUCCCAGGAUUCGACAGGGAACAGUAGCAGGAAUGAUGCAAUAUCUGAUAAUGGCGAGAUGGCUAAUAAUCAAAUACUUCAAGGAGAAACAAGUGGACACCCAACCUUCAAAUGCCCCCUGUGUCAGGAAGCCAAUUUUACCAGACAACGCUUGCUGGAUCACUGUAAUAAUAGACAUCUUUAUCAGAUAGUUCCUGUAAUCUGUCCUAUUUGUGUAUCUCUUCCUUGGGCAGAUACUAACCAGGUUACUAGAAAUCUUGUUAGCCAUCUAAAUCUAAGACACCGGUUUGACUACGGAGAAUUUGUGAAUCUUCAGCUUGAUGAAGAAGCCCAAUACCAAAAUGCAGUUCAAGAAUCCUGUCAUGUGAACUUUUAAAGUAUAGUCCCCCUUCAUCUUACUGAUUAUUUGAGAGAAAAAUUACAUUAAUUCUGUUAGUGAUUUGAAGUGUAUAUUAAUAAAAAUGGUAUUCAGUAACCACUUUGCAGGUUUAACUUUUUUCCACGCUCAUAAGAACUUUUCAUAAAUGAUUUUGCUGAAACUCAAACCGUUGUCUUGAUUUUCUCUGACUUUUACUACUCUGUUAAUUACGUGGUUUCUUUUAUUAAUGUCAGGUAUUUUAAUUCAGCAAAACCAACUUUGAAAGUAUCUUUAAAAAGACUGUUGCA
Messenger RNA from Haliaeetus leucocephalus (bald eagle), 1166 nucleotides. It is a transcript of the gene RNF138, whose product is annotated as ring finger protein 138, E3 ubiquitin protein ligase. The transcript is spliced from 7 exons. Lineage: Eukaryota; Metazoa; Chordata; Aves; Accipitriformes; Accipitridae. The record is from RefSeq and is a predicted model, not a curated record. The coding region runs from base 130 to 876 and encodes 248 amino acids.